AUGCGUGAAGUGCUUUCCAUCCACGUUGGUCAGGCGGGGGUUCAGAUGGGUAGUGCAAUCUGGGAGCUGUACUGUGCUGAGCACGCAAUCGGAAUGGACGGAUACCAAUUGCAACAGCCUGCUGAGCAAGAAUGUCAGUCGACUUUCUUUCACAUGUCGCCCAAAGGACAGUGCAUUCCGCGCUCCAUAUUCAUUGACCUAGAGGCGUCAGUAGUCGGUGGAAAUUUUGCGGUUUCAAGCCUUGUGGGAGUGCAGCUGGAACAAAACAGACGUCCGCUUUGUCUCAGGACGAGCGGUUCUCGGUAUUGCCACUGUCAAUGGAACAUUGUCAUCAUGACGGGUGGCUAG
Messenger RNA from Dicrocoelium dendriticum, 348 nucleotides. Lineage: Eukaryota; Metazoa; Platyhelminthes; Trematoda; Plagiorchiida; Dicrocoeliidae. The record is from the annotation of a GenBank genome assembly.